Molecule: messenger RNA, 1614 nt
Organism: Cuscuta epithymum
Lineage: Eukaryota; Viridiplantae; Streptophyta; Magnoliopsida; Solanales; Convolvulaceae
Source: the annotation of a GenBank genome assembly
CUCCGGCAAAGAUAGAUCAUAUGUCGCCGUAUUUUCUGGGACCACAGGACCGGCCGGGUGACUUCAUCACCCCGGUCCGUCUUACUAGCAACAAUUACGAUGAUUGGUCGAAUGCUAUUAGACUAGCCUUGCGUGCGAGACGUAAGUAUGUGUUCGUGGACGGAAGUAUUGACAAACCAGCGCCUCCUUGUACCGAAGAGGAUUGGCUUACAAUCCACUCGAUGAUUGUGUCGUGGCUUUUAAACACGAUAUCGCCGGAAGUUAAAAGUACUCUUUCUCGCUACGAGAACGGUGCCCGAUUGUGGAACGAUCUCAAGGAGAGAUUUUCAUCCGUUGAUGGGCCGAGGAUCCACCAAGUGAAGGUUGAUUUGGCCAGAUGUGUGCAGACCAAGGGAAUGACAGUUGGGACCUAUUAUGCAAAACUACAAACACUUUGGGAUGAUUUGAACAAUUAUGAGCCAUUGAUUGCUUGUAAGUGCAACAGGUGUACUUGCGAUGUUCUGGGACAGCAUGAAAAACGAAGGGCCUCAGAACACUUGCAUCAAUUCUUAAUGGGUUUAUACACUGAUUUUUUUGGUCACACCCGAUCCCAAUUGUUGGCACAGACACCCUUGCCAUCUCUUAAUCGAGCUUACCAGCAGAUGACUCAGGAAGAGCGUGUGCGUGGGUUCGUACAAGCACAGGAUGAUAGGCCAGAAGUAUUGGGGUUUGCUGUACGAACUGAAGGUAAAGGCGCUGGACGAGGAAUGAAACUGGACAAGUCAAGCUUAAUUUGUUCUUAUUGCAAAUUUUCGGGACAUGAAGUCACGAAUUGUUUUGAGCUCCAUGGAUACCCGGACUGGUGGGGGGACAGACCCCGGGCUGGAAUUAAAGGCGGUGGCCGCGGCAAACCCAAUACUCCUGGAGCACCUCGCGGAAAACAACCGGUCAAAGCACAUGUUGCUGCAGCCUCUGAAAACUUAAACAAAUCACAAAAAGAUGGUGAAAGCAGUAGCGGUUUGACAACUCCGUUGCCAGGCUUCUCAGCCGAGCAAUGGAAAUCUUUACUUUCUUUUUUUGGUAAUUCAUCCCCUUCCAAUGAUCGCAUGGCCGGACCGUCUCUCGAGGAAGCUGAUUGGGACGGGUGAACGAAGGAAUGGACUGUACUAUCUGCGGGAGGAACCUUCAACUCAAGUUUUGGCAAUAAAGGAAUCCAAGAAUGUUGGGGCAGAAUUGUGGCAUCAAAGGCUUGGUCACCCAUCUCCACUUGUACUUGAAAAAUUGGCUCCAGCUGUAAGUGGUUUGAAGAAUUUCGGAGGUUUACCGUGUGAUAUUUGUUUUAAAGCUAAGCAAACUAGAGACUCUUUUCCUACAAGUUUGAAUAAGGCUCAUGCCAUUUUUGAGUUGAUACAUUGUGAUUUAUGGGGUCCAUAUAAUACCCCUUCUUCGUGUGGUGCUAGAUUUUUUCUGACAAUAGUAGAUGAUUACUCCCGUGCCGUGUGGGUUUAUCUCCUUCUAGAUAAAAAGGAAGUCUUUAAAAUGUUCUUUUCUUUUGUUGCUAUGGUGGAGCGCCAAUUUUCCAAGAAAAUUGUUACUGUGAGAAGUGACAAUGGUACUGAAUUUAAUUGUUUGAAA